GGGGACUUUCUGGGCGGUGUGGAAAUGGCCGCUUUAGUUCUGUUGUUGCACUUUUUGUGUAUAAGGCAACUCUGCUAUUGUUUUAAUCUGGACGUGGAUAAUCCAUUUGUUAAAUCUGGGGCAGAAGGAAGUUACUUUGGCUUUGCAGUUGACUUUUUAAGCACCGGUUCUUCUGGGUCAUAUUUGUUGGUUGGUGCACCCAAAGCAAACACCUCCCAACCUGGCAUUAUCGAAGGUGGAGAUGUGAUUAAAUGUGAUUGGAAAAAGUCUGAUUGUCAAUCUGUUGUGUUCGACCCCAAUGGAAACCGGAAUUAUGCUGUAAAUGAGUCUAUUGAAUUCAAAUCCCAUCAGUGGUUUGGAGCAUCAGUUCGUGCCAAACACAAUAAAAUUAUGGCUUGUGCUCCUUUAUAUCACUGGCGGACUGAAGUAAAACAAGAACGAGAGCCUGUUGGAACAUGUUAUUUGAAUGAUGGAACCACAGUUGUAGAAUAUGCUCCAUGUAGAUCAAGUGCAAAAACUGAUGCUCAAGAACAAGGAUUUUGUCAAGGAGGAUUUAGUAUUGAUUUUACUGAGGCCGAUAGAGUUCUUCUUGGUGGUCCUGGUAGUUUCUAUUGGCAAGGUCAGCUUAUUUCAGACCAAGUAGAUGAAAUUGUGAAGAAAUACACACCAGGAAAAUAUAGUAUUACUUAUGAAAAUCAAUUGGCUACCCGACCUGCUAGUCCAUCAUAUGAUGAUAGUUACUUAGGUUAUUCUGUGACAGUGGGGGAUUUCAACGGAGACAAUAUAGAAGAUUUUGUGUCUGGAGUGCCAAGAGCUGCAAAAACAUUAGGAAUGGUGUCUAUUUAUGAUGGAAAAAGUAUGGUAUCAUUGUAUAAUUUCACAGGGGAACAGAUGGCAGCAUAUUUUGGUUAUUCUGUGGCAACCUCUGAUAUCAACGGGGAUGGGUUAGUAGAUUUAUUCAUUGGAACACCUCUCUUUAUGGAUCGUGGAUCGGAUGGAAAGCUUCAGGAAUUGGGCCAAGUGUCUGUGUAUCUUCAGCACAGCACUAAUGGACCACAGCCCUUGCUAAAGUUGACUGGUUUUGAAGUAUUUGCAAGAUUCGGCAGCUGUAUUGGACCUCUUGGAGAUGUUGAUGGCGAUGGAUUUAAUGAUCUUGCCAUUGCUGCACCAUAUGGAGGAGUAAACAAAAAAGGUCUGGUUUACAUUUACAAUGGAAGGCCCACUGGUUUGAGUGUUGUUCCUUCUCAGAUUCUUGAAGGACAGUGGGCUUCACAGCAUAUGCCGUCAAGUUUUGGUUAUUCUUUAAAAGGUGCCACUGAUGUUGAUGAAAAUGGAUAUCCAGAUUUACUUGUUGGGGCCUUUGGUGCUGACAAAGCAAUAUUAUACAGGGCAAGACCGGUUAUUACUGUAACUUCACUUCUGGAGGUGAAUCCAACCAUCUUAAACCCAGAAAGUAAAACAUGUAUUCUUCCAAGCGGUACUAAAGUUUCUUGUUUUCAUGUGAAAUUCUGUCUGAAAGCUGUUGGUAAAGGACGAGUACCCCAGGAUCUUCCUUUCCGGGUAGACUUAUUGCUGGAUAAACAUAAGCAAAAGGGAGCUAUACGAAGAGCAUUAUUUCUACAUACUAGGCUCUCCAGCCACUCUAAGAACAUGACUAUACAAAAUGGAGGCAGUAUGCGCUGUGAAGAACUGCAAGCAUUUUUAAGGGAUGAUUCUGAGUUUAGAGACAAGCUUACUCCCAUAACAAUUUUCAUGGAAUUCCAAAUGGAUUAUAAAUCUACAGCUGAUUCAAGUGGAUUGUUGCCUAUCCUAAACCAGUUUAUUCCAGCAAACAUAACUAAACAAGCACACAUAUUGUUGGAUUGUGGUGAAGACAAUAUAUGCAAACCAAGUUUGAAAUUGUCAGUUGAAAGUGAACAAAAGAAAAUUUUCAUAGGUGAUGAUAGUCCUUUGACUUUAAUUGUCAAUGCUCAGAAUCAAGGGGAAGGAGCCUAUGAAGCUGAACUUGUGGUCCAGAUGCCACCAGAAGCAGAUUUUAUUGGAGUUAUUCGAAAUAAUGAGACCUUUUCAAGGUUAUCUUGUGCAUUUAAGACUGAGAAUCAAACAAAUCUUGUGGUUUGUGAUCUUGGAAAUCCUAUGAAAGCCGGAACUCAGAUUAAAGCAGCAUUGCUUUUUAGUGUUCAUCAGCUGACUGAAAUGGACAACUCGGUGAAGUUUGACUUGCAGAUUCGAAGCUCAAACCAGUAUGAAAAUUCAAGCACUGUUGAAUCAAUAGAGAUUGCACUUGCAGUAUUAGCAGCUGUAGAAGUUCGAGGUGUCUCAACUCCAAAUGAGGUUUUCUUACCCAUUGCAAAUUGGGAACCAAAAGUGAAUCCAGUAACAGAAGAGGAUAUUGGACCCUUAGUUCAACACAUCUUUGAGUUGCGAAAUAAUGGUCCAAGUGGGUUUAGUAAAGCAAUCCUUAAUCUGCAGUGGCCUUACAGAUACAACAAUGACACUUUGCUUUAUAUUGUUAAAUAUGAAACUGACGGACCCAUGGACUGUACCUCUGAUGUGGAAAUCAACCCCUUGAAUGUGAAGAUUUCAACUUCACAAUCUGAUGAGAAAAAUGAAUCUAGAGUCCCUGACAACCGCCAACGUAAUCGACGUGAUCUAACUGCAAUGGAUGGACCUUUACAGACCCUUGGGUGUGGUCAAGCUGAGUGUCUGAAGAUUGAAUGCCAUGUUGGACGACUAGACAAAGGGAAGAGUGCAAUAUUAUAUGUGAGAUCAAGACUAUGGACGCAAACAUUUUUACAAAAUGGGAACCAGAAUCAUUCGUACUCUCUAAAGUCAUCUGCUUCAUUCAGCGUUCUUGAAUUCCCCUAUAAAAACAUACAUAUACCAGAUAUCCAGAAUUCUACCGUGGUAACAACAAAUAUAUUAUGGGUUAAUCAGGCUGCCAGUUUGCCAGUGCCAAUAUGGGUGAUUAUACUUGCUGUCUUAUCUGGCUUGCUGCUGUUAUCACUAAUGGUGUUCAUAAUGUACAAGUUGGGUUUCUUCAAACGUGUUCGACCCCCACAGGAGGAGACUGAAAGAGAGCAGCUUCAGCCACAAGAAAAUGGUGAAGGAAUUACGGACACAUAAUAUAAAGGGUGCAAAUGAAAACCUGUAUAACGUGUAAAGCUUCUAUUUCAUAAGUAGUAGCACCUCCCACUAUCUGCAUUAUUCUGUAAAAUAGUUUCAGCUUUGAUCACAUUUUUUAGUUACUUUGAGUUUUUUUACAUGCACAGCUAAGAUACAGAAUACAAAGGGGAGGGUUAGAGUUUGAGAGGCCUUUAACUUUAUUGCAUAAUUCUCUAACUCUAAAGCGUAUUUUCCGAGUUUAGGCAAACAUCACAAAUCAUAUGAAAUAUUGACUAUUUUGCUUUAUUUUUGGUACACUGUAUGAGCUUUAAUCACAUAAUCAUUGAUUUCCAAGCAGUAACAGAUGCAUGUACCAGUUGAUGCCACUUUCUUAUUAUGAUUGUCCUGUGAAGAAAGAGUUUUCUUGAUGAAUUAUUUGUUGUGUUGUAAAGGAAGUGACCUGAUAUUUCCCAGGAUACAUACGUCUGUUACCUUUGGAAUUC
Molecule: messenger RNA, 3608 nt
Organism: Xenopus laevis (African clawed frog)
Lineage: Eukaryota; Metazoa; Chordata; Amphibia; Anura; Pipidae
Gene: itgav.L
Product: integrin subunit alpha V L homeolog
Biological process (GO): cell-cell adhesion; integrin-mediated signaling pathway; cell-matrix adhesion
Cellular component (GO): plasma membrane; external side of plasma membrane; integrin complex
Molecular function (GO): integrin binding
Source: RefSeq, marked provisional